This is a messenger RNA of Rhodamnia argentea, 1677 nucleotides long. RefSeq names its product disease resistance protein L6-like. The record is from RefSeq and is a predicted model, not a curated record. Gene Ontology annotation, biological process: defense response; signal transduction. The coding region runs from base 1 to 1677 and encodes 558 amino acids. The transcript is spliced from 3 exons. NCBI's taxonomy places the organism in Eukaryota, Viridiplantae, Streptophyta, Magnoliopsida, Myrtales, Myrtaceae. Gene Ontology annotation, molecular function: ADP binding.
AUGGCGAGCUCAGGCGCGGGAACAUCGUUGGGAAGCGAGUAUGACGUGUUCUUGAGCUUUAGAGCAUCCGACACUCGCGUCAGAUUCACCGACUCCCUCUUCCAUAGCUUGACUGAUGCUGGAAUCCGCGUCUUUCGAGAUGAUGAAGAGCUCCGCGUGGGUGAAAGGAUCGAUGGAUUGCUUCAGCGAGCGAUAGACAACUCCAGAAUUUACAUACUCGUCUUAUCUCGGACCUAUGCUUCGAGCCCGUGGUGCCUCCGCGAGCUCACACGGAUUGUGGCAAACACCCUUGAAUCGGAAGGUACUAAAGAGAUCCUACCUAUUUUCUUCGACGUGAAUCCGGACGAUGUUAAGCUGAAAACUCCUCUGUAUCGUGAUACCAUAAUCAAUCUGGAGCGCAACAAGAAGUUGAGCAGUGAAUUAGUAGAUACGUGGAGAGAGGCCCUCGUGAAGGUUACUGCGAUAAAAGGGUGGGAAGCGAACAAGUACGAAGGCCUCGGUGAACUGAUCUUAUCGAUAGUUAGGGAGGUCGUGAACAAGUUGAAGGAAGAACAGAAAUGGGUGAAUGAACGUUUAGUUGGACUUAAUGAUCAAGUUAAAGGAGUAAUCAAAUUGUUAGACUUCAAAUCUGGUGGAGUGCGACUCCUCAUGAUUUAUGGUAUGGGGGGUAUCGGUAAGACGACUCUCACCAGAGUCGUCUUAGACGAACUCUCUUAUCAUUUUGGAAAGUAUUGUUAUUUCCUCGAAGAUGUUCGAGCAAACUCAUCAAGAGCAAAUGGCUUAGUUGAGUUGCAAAAGAAGUUAUUAUCCCAAAUUGGCCAUCCUGCAAAAAUAUGGAGAAUUGAGGAAAUUGAUUAUGGAAUGGAGAUGAUUGGGGAAGCACUUUGCGAUAAGAAAGUUCUCAUUAUACUUGAUGAUGUUGAUAACAGUGAACAAGUGGAGAAAUUAGUUGGAAAGAUUAGUUUGCAUUCGGGUUCUAGAAUAUUGAUUUCAACUAGAAAUAAAGAUGUUUUGCGAACCUAUAAACCACAGUAUCAAAUUUUCAAGUAUGAAAUGGAGGGGAUGAGUUAUGAUAAUGCGCUUCAACUUUUUAGUUGGCAUGCAUUCCAUGGAGACCACCCUCCGGAUGAUUAUACUGAUCUUUCAAGGGACAUCAUAACUACUACAGGGAGACUUCCAUUAGCUCUUGAAGUAAUUGGUUCGUUUCUCUACCGCAAGAAUUCACAAGAAUUGUGGAAAGGGAUAUUGGAUAAGUUGAACAAAGUAUCUCCAAUGGAUGUUUAUGGAAAGUUGAAGAUUAUCUACGAAGGCUUAACUUUCAGUCAACAACAAAUUUUCCUCCAUAUCGCAUGCUUUUUUGUUGGUCACGAUACCACGAAUGCACUUUAUAUGUGGACAGAUUGUGACUUUUUCCAAGAUCGUGAAGUUUCCCCAGUGAUUACACUUCCUGUCCUCAUUCGGUUGUCUCUGGUAAAGAUUUUGGGGAACAAUACUUUUUGGAUGCACGAUCAACUCAGAGAUUUCGGUAGAGAAAUUGUUCGUCUAGAAAAUCUAAAGAAUCCCGAACAACGAAGUAGGAUAUGGACUUCAAUGGAAGACCUCGAUGCAACGAGAAUAAAGCAGAAUACUGAUGUCACUCAUUGCUCAUUCUCAUUUGCAGAUGGGCCUGGAAGUUGA